GUAUAUAAAUUAAAAACUCUGAUAUGAUUUGCGUCGUUUUAUCCUGUCCCGCCUUCUAUAAUUAAUAUUCAACGAUCGAUCUUUAAUCUUCUCGUCGAUCUGUGAGUUUGUUUCGAUCGACACCGUACGAUGGGAUCUGAGGAUUCCUCGGAUAUUCUCCAUGAUUUUUUCCCGUUAAUGAGAGUGUACAAGGAUGGCAGAGUGGAAAGGCUUUCCGGCAACGAUGUUGUUCCGGCCGACGUGGACGCCGAAACCGGAGUGAAGUGCAAGGACGUCGAGAUUUCUCCGGACCCGAAGGUUUCCGCUAGGCUUUACCUCCCCAAAGGCGCCGGUGAGGGGCGGAAGCUUCCGGUUUUGGUGUACUUUCACGGCGGAGGGUUCAUAGUUGAAUCCGCCUUCUCCCCGACUUACAUGAAGCAUCUUUGCUUGGUGGCGGCGGAAGCUAACGCCGUGAUCGUCUCCGUUGAUUACAGGUUGGCCCCGGAGCACCCUCUCCCGGCGGCUUUCGACGACUCGUGGCGGGCGCUCAAGUGGGUCGCCGCCCAUUCUAACGGCGGGGGAGACGAGGAGUGGCUGAAGGAGUACGUAGACUUUGACCGCGUGUUCCUCGGCGGCGACAGCGCCGGCGGCACCAUAGCACACGGCAUGGCCAUGCGGGUCGGGCUGGAGGGACUGGACGGCGUUAAACUUGACGGCAUAGUCCUCAACUGCCCAUUUUUCUGGGGAAAAGAUCCGAUCGCCGGUGAGGGUGACGACGAGGGUGUUUCGACCUUCGUCGAGAAUCUUUGGCGGUUCGUGAACCCGAAAACAACGGGGCUGGACGACCCGCAGUUGAACCCCGACAAGAACCCGGAAUAUGCGAAACUAGGAUGUAACAGGGUCCUGGUUUACGUUGCGGAGCAGGACCCGUUACGCCACAGAGGGCGGCGAUACACGGCGGAGCUGGCUAAACAGGGGUGGCAAGGAGAGUCGUCGGAGGUGGUGGAGGCUAAAGGUGAAAACCACGUUUUCAAUUUGUUCACUCCGACGUCUGAUAACGCCAUGGCUAUGGUGAAAAAGUUGGCCACUUUCUUUAAUCAUUCUCCAUCUUCAUCAAUAUAAUAUAAUAUUUUGAGCUUCCAAUUCCUGCUGGCUGGCGUAACGUAAUGUAAUGGACAACUAUUCCUGAUAUUCUAUCGCUAAUGCUUAAUAAUUUAGUA
Molecule: messenger RNA, 1199 nt
Organism: Ipomoea nil (Japanese morning glory)
Lineage: Eukaryota; Viridiplantae; Streptophyta; Magnoliopsida; Solanales; Convolvulaceae
Product: probable carboxylesterase 12
Exons: 2
Coding region: 130-1101 (323 amino acids)
Molecular function (GO): hydrolase activity
Source: RefSeq, a predicted model, not a curated record